Messenger RNA from Malassezia pachydermatis, 675 nucleotides. RefSeq lists its product as hypothetical. The record is from RefSeq and is a predicted model, not a curated record. Bases 1 to 675 code for a protein of 224 amino acids. The transcript has a single exon. NCBI's taxonomy places the organism in Eukaryota, Fungi, Basidiomycota, Malasseziomycetes, Malasseziales, Malasseziaceae.
AUGGCAGGCCAUAGCCCGUCUCGCUCCCUUGCGGACGGCUCAGAUCUGCUAGAUCCAUGCACUGUAUGGGCCAACUUUGAUAUGGAUGUAAGCCAUGAUCACUCAAGUCGCGAAUUAUCUGGCGAUCAUACGCCAUCCAGCUCGUCAGUCGCCUAUGGCACGCUUCAGGGACGCCAUACACACCGACGUUCGCGUGGCCCUAUUCGUACGUCAUCCAUGGAUAAAGCCGAAGAGCUUGCUAUCGUGGCCGAGCGGCUUUUGCUGCAUAGCAACGAACAAUAUGAUUCUGAGAGUGAAGAAGAUAAGGCGCUAUUGAGUGAUGCAUCCGAUUCCACCACCGCCUCCGUCGUUGAGAUUCGGGCCUCCUCACAGAAAGAACCCAGUCUUCAUUUCCAGCGGAAACAUUCAGAGGUGGUAACCGCGCCGACAAGCUUAUCUCUAUCGUCGUAUCGAACCAAGCAAUCGCACGCUAUGCCAUCUCAACAUGCGCGUCACUCAUAUUCAGAGGCACCUACGCCGCAGAAUGGCCGACGACGCUCUGAUCGUUCCUCGUUUUCGUCGCUGUCGACGUCUCCACGACCUUCUGUGCGGCCUUCCUGCAUCUUUGUGCAGGAUGGAAACCUUCAUGCACAUGCGUCUGCGGCUGUGGACUGUCAGACGGCAGAACGUAGUUAG